Messenger RNA from Anolis sagrei ordinatus, 4306 nucleotides. It is a transcript of the gene RGS8, whose product is annotated as regulator of G protein signaling 8. Lineage: Eukaryota; Metazoa; Chordata; Lepidosauria; Squamata; Anolidae. The record is from RefSeq and is a predicted model, not a curated record.
UAUUUAAAGCAGUGCAGUUUGGUGUUCUCUUCAGACUCCUAGGAUUAGCAAACGCAUGGAGAGUUUUACAGGGCAGAGAAUCCCGUAUGGCACUUGGCACCGCAUAUUCUCCCUGCUGGCAUUGAAUGUCUGCUUUGAGUGGUGGGCUACUUCAAUUUGUUAGAAGACAGAGGGGAUUUGCAACCAGGAUAGCAAGGGGGAGGCGAAGGAUGAAAGAAGAUGCUCCCAGAUGCUCCGAUCAGGUGGGCCGCCUCUGAAAUCCCACCAAUAGAAAUAGCCUCUGUGACCACACACUUGGCAAAGAGCUCCCAAGCACGAGGACAGGUCAAAGGCAAUAAAUUUGAAUGCCAGCUCUCCCAUUUGAAUGCCAGCUCUGCCCAGGAAUCUCAGCUUUGACAUGAAUGGAUCACAGGGGCACGAGGGUAGCUUGUCCUCCUUAUCCAGUUUGGUCCAGAGCUAAGACAACACCUUUUGCUGAUUGACGUUGCGUUACUCCUGCUGCUCUGCUGCGCCUCCAUUGGCAACUUGAAAAUUGGAUCUUAACCUCAGCGUUGAGGAAGUGAUAACAGCAGUUGCAUUUACUUCUAAGACUGAACAUUAGUUCUGAGCAACUUACAAGGAAAUUCAGCUGUCGCUUCCAGGAGGCAAGAAAAUUCUAGGAGGCAAGACAGUUAUCACAUUUUGCAAAGGAUUCUUUGAUUUUAAAUAACAGAGUAUGACAUUACUGCUUUUUCUUACCUGAAGUCUUGACUCCUGGAAACUACAUCCAAACAAGACAGUUAGCGAACACUUUAACUAACUGGGAUGCCUGCAUGGCAACAUUGCUGAUGCUUAACAGAAACAGAGGGAUGAGGACUCGCCUUGGCUGCCUGUCUCACAAAUCGGACUCAUGUAGCGAUUUCACAGCCAUCUUGCCAGACAAACCUAACCGGGCUUUGAAAAGAUUAUCAACAGAAGAAGCUACAAGAUGGGCAGACUCUUUUGAUGUCCUCCUUUCCCACAAGUAUGGAGUGGCUGCAUUUCGUGCCUUUUUGAAGACAGAAUUCAGUGAGGAAAACCUAGAAUUCUGGUUGGCCUGCGAGGAGUUCAAAAAGACAAGGUCUACUGCUAAGCUGGCUUCCAAGGCCCAGCGGAUUUUUGAAGAAUUUAUUGAUGUGCAAGCACCACGAGAGGUGAACAUAGACUUCCAGACACGGGAGGUGACAAGACGGAACAUACAAGAACCUUCGUCUUCAUGCUUUGACCAGGCUCAGGGGAAAAUCCACAGCCUUAUGGAAAAAGACUCUUAUCCCAGGUUCCUGAGGUCCAAAAUUUACACAGACCUGCUAUCUCAAACCCAGAGGAGGCUCAGCUAAAGCAGGGCUGGAGUCGGGGAGCUUUACCCCUCCUUAGUAGUCACCAUGAGCUUCCUGCACUGGGCCAAAUCCAUUUCCAUAUGUGAAUGCAAGUUCAUUGGUGUUGCAACAGCAGUAGAAUGAGAGGAGGAAUGGAAGGAAAUGGAGAAACCGGGCUGUGUAUAUGUGUAAAAACAUUUCACAAUGUAAGUCCAAUGGUCUCUUUGUGGUCCUCAUUUGUGUGCACACGAGACAUGUCUUGUUUUUAACCGAAGCACAUGUACACACACAGCAACAAAAUCAUUUGCAGCCGAUGCUCUUUUUUUGGAGUGUAACAUCUGGCCUAUAACAUGCUGAAUUCACCAAUCACAAUGUGAAGCUUGCUGAGAAUGUUACUACAUCAGGCCUGUCUGUAAAUAAUGUGCAAGAGGCAGAGAUCACAGAGCGAGUACCUGUAGGAAGAGGUUGCCCUUGUUAGCAAAGUCCAGAGAUCAUUGGCUGGAAGCUCAAGACAAUGUAGAAAGAACAAUACAGAUUGCAAAUUCUAUCUUUAGCCAGAGUAGUAGCUAAUCUAUAUAAAUAAAAAUGUAAUGUUCGUUUGUGCUAUUCACAGAACUCAAAAAGCACUGGGGCAAUUGGCACCAAAUUUGGACACAAGACACCUAACAACCCAAUGUAUGUCCUUCACUCAAAAAACCUGAUUUUGUCAUUUGGGAGUUGUAGUUGCUGGGAUUUAUAGUUCAUCCACAAUCAAAGAGAAUACUGAACCCCUCCAAUGAUGGAAUUGACCCAAACUUGGCACACAGUUCUCCCAUGACCAACAGAAAAUACUAGAAGGGUUUGGUGGGCAGAGUCCUUUGGUUUUGGAGUUGUAGUUCACCUACAUCCAGAGAUCACUGUGGACUCAAACAAUGAUGGAUCUGGACCAAACUCUACACAAAUACUCAAUAUGCCCAAAUGUGAACACUGGUGGAGUUUGGGGAAAAUAGAGUCUUGACAUUUGGGAGUUGUAGUUGCUGGGAUUUAUAGAUCACCUACAAUCACAGAGCAUUCUGAACCCCACCAAUGAUAAAAUUGAGCCAACCCUCCCACACAGAACCCCCAUGUGGGCCACAGCAAUGUGUGGCCGGGGACGGCUAGUAAUACAUAAAUUAGGGUAUAGGAUAGUGGCAGGCAACAAACAAGUUGUCGGAUAGCAGACGAAAAAAGACAAGUAAGACCAAAGCUUAUAUGUACAUUUGAUUACAAAGAAUGGGAGACCUGACUCAAGGCAUUUUGUUGAGUCAGAUUUAGAUGCAAACAUCAUCAUCAUCAUCAUCAUCAUCAUCAUUUAAUAACUUAUUAAUCGCCCUCCAUCCGAGAAUGCUCUAGGCGAUUUACAGCUAAAUUAUACAGCUAAAACAGUGACACUUCCCUAUCCAAGUCAAGGUACAGAAUAACUAAAGCCAGAUACAUUGUUUUGGCACAUGAAGCAGAAACUCCCCAAAACACCUAAGCAACUAAAUGUCCUUUUGAGACACCAAAAAUGUACUUCCUUAGGCAGAUGCCUCACUCUGUCUGAUAUUAGGGCCAGGCCUUGGUCAACAGCCAGUCUUGGGAUGGAUCCCAACUGAAGUUUGAGGAGAUAAGAAACCUGCAAUCAAUUCCCCUUUGCUUUAUAUCUUUGCAUUCAAAUAUUUUAUUUUCGAUUAAUGCUCAGCAUUAAAUCAAAUGGUAAACAAUAAAUAAAACAUGUUUAGGCAUUAAAAUACAGCUUUUUAAAGCAGAGUUAAGAAACAGUAUUUUAUUUAUUUAUUUAUUUAUUUAUUUAUUUAUUUAUUUAUUUACAGCUUUUAUACUCUGCCCUUCUCACCCCGCAGGGGACUCAGGGCGGAUUACAGUGUACACAUAUAUGGCAAACAUUCAAUGCCAAUUUUUGACAUACAAACAUAUACAGACAUACACAGAGGCUAUUUAAGUUUUUCUGGCUGCCGGGGAGCUGUCGCUUUCAUCGUCCAUCCGCGACGCUGAUGAAGCACUUCCGCAUUCCCCGCAUGCUUCCCCGCUGGAAUGCUUUGCUGGAGUCUUCUUUAUGGCCUCAUAAAUCAGUUAAAUUAGCCUCCCCAUACUUUAAGGUGGUACCUUAUUUUCCUACUUGACAGAUGCAACUGUCUUUCGGGUUGCAAAGGUCGACAACAGGCUACACACAAUUGGUUGGAAACCCACUCCAACCUGGGCCGGCUUCGAAUCAUGACCUUUUGGUCAGAGUGAUCUUAAUGCAGCUGACACUCAGCCAGCUGCACCACAAUCCCGUGUGACAGUUAAAGCAGUAUUAAAUAUUUCUGAGUUUAAAUAACUAUAAAAGCUAAGAUGAAAUAUUAAAACAUUUUCAGACUCUGACAGCAUCUUCUGCCAGCAAGCUAUUGCUGCUGCACAGAAGCUUGCAACUUUGGCAGUAAUUUCAGAAGAUUUUUCCAAUUUCUUUCAUAAAGACCAAGUAGACACUAUUUAUUUAUUUAUUUAUUUAUUUACGGCAUUUAUAUGUCAUAAAGAACAAAAAUAACUUUCUGGCUUUGCGCCAUAUUGUUAUUCCGUUAUUAUACCCAUUACUCCGUAUUUUCAAAUGCUCGCUCAAAUAGCCAUGUCUUAACAUUCUUAGGAGCGAGGAAGCCAAUCUAUUCUCCCUAGGAAGGGCGUUCCAUAGCUAAGGGGCCACCACUGAGAAGGCCCUGUCUCUCGUUCCCGCCAACCGUACUUGUGAUGAUGGCGGGACCAAGAGCACGGCCUCUCCAGAUGAUCUUAAAGUCCUCGCACAAUUUAUCAGGUGAGAAUCUGUUAUUUUAACCUUUAUGAAGGUUAAAAUAACAGAAGGGCUUUCCACAGCCGAGGGGCCACCACUGAGAAGGCCCUGUCUCUCGUCCCUGCGAAAUGUACUUGUGACGAUUUUAACGUCCUAGCUCUUGUUUCUUCCUGUUAUUUUAACCUUUAUGAAG